Molecule: messenger RNA, 3101 nt
Organism: Thlaspi arvense
Lineage: Eukaryota; Viridiplantae; Streptophyta; Magnoliopsida; Brassicales; Brassicaceae
Source: the annotation of a GenBank genome assembly
CAAUUAUGGCCUUUUAAUGGGUUUCAGAUUGACGGCUCCAGAUCCCUCUGCUCCGACGAGGAGAUCCUCAUCGUCGACGGUCGCUGGGAAAAAAGGUUCCGCUUCGUUUCACCGGAAAGUAUCAUUCCAAAUAUUAAUUUCCAAGUGAUCGGCUGGCUUCGUAGAUCAGAUUAAUCUCGCUAUGUCGAAUUGGAAACAUAGAGUGUGGCGACAUUUGAGCUCGUUUCAAGGAGCUAGUUACUCAACUAGGCCAUCAAGUUCAAGAACCAACAAAUCAAUGAUUAACAACCUUAGAAAAAUUCGGCCAAUGAUUCAUAGGAGAAUCGAGAACCGAGCAAAAGAUUACCCGAUCAAUGAGAUCAUCCCUGUAGCCGAAGAAGUUCUUAAAGCCAGACGAAACCUUCUCACUUACGUCACCGUGCUUCUUAAACUCUUUCCUGUCCUGACAUGCAAGUUCUGUUCAGAAGUAUUUGUGGGGAAAGAAGGACAUUUGAUUCAAACAUGCCGUAGUUACAUACGUCGUGGCAACAACAGGCUACACGAAUGGGUUCCAGGUUCCAUAAACGAUGUACUUGUCCCCGUCGAGACAUUCCACUUACACAACAUGUCUCAAGGUGUUAUCAGACACCAACAGAGGUUCGAUUACGACCGCGUUCCCGCGAUCUUGGAGCUGUGUUGCCAAGCAGGAGCUAUCCAUCCCGAAGAGAUCUUGCAAUAUUCAAGAACUCACGAUCAUAACCCGCGAAUCUCGGACGAAGAUAUCAGGGGUUUAUCCAGGGAAGACCUCAGAUACGUCGGCGCAAACGCUUUAAUGGCGUGGGAGAGAGUGAGAGAUGGUGUGAAGAAGCUCUUGCUUGUUUAUCCUUCGAAAGUUUGCAAACGGUGCAAAGAGGUUCACGUCGGACCCAGCGGUCAUAAAGCUCGGCUAUGUGGUGUGUUCAAAUACGAGAGCUAUCAGGGAACUCAUUACUGGGAGAAAGCCGGUGUGAACGAUUUGGUACCGGAGAAAGUGGUGUGGCACCGGAGGCCUCAGGACCCGGUGGUUCUUGUGGACGAAGGUCGGAGUUAUUACGGACAUGCCCCUGCUAUCGUGAGCCUUUGUAGCCAUGCCGGUGCGAUUGUUAGCAACACUAAGUACGCUUGCGAGAUGAAGCCCCAAGGUUUAUCUUUUCCUUUCACUACUCAUUCAGUUCCACCAAAUCACGAAACGUAGAGAGCAAGUCUUCCGGUUUGUCUAGCUGUGAUCAUCCUCUGCUUCUUGUCCGGUUUUGUGAUCGAUUUUGGUUUUUGGCAUCAUGAUAGUGUUUUUAGAAACCAUACUAACUUACCAAGCCAGUCUUUAUGUCUGUCUAUUAGCAUUGUAGUUUUAUGUCUAUUUGCUAGUCUCUGUAGUAUCGCCUUGUGACUUAACACAAUAAGACCUAAACUCCAUCUGUGAAUUGUGAUACAAGGUUAGGUUACAGAUAUAUUUGACAUUAUUCUCUCCCACGUCCAUCAAGUAUUCACCUAACAUAUGAAAAAGUUAAUAUUCCUAAGGAAUAUUUUUGACCACGUCAUUAACAAACAUGCGCAUAGCAGCUUUCGAAGAUCCACCGUCCAACAACGCCGCGCGAAGCAAUUCCCUCGUCUCCUCGACCUUCUUCCUCAUCUGGCUAUCCUGCUCCAUCACGCAGUUGAUCCCUCUCUCUAUCUCCUCAGCCGUCACUAUCUCCGGCUCUCCCAACAGAGAAUCUCUCCGGUAUUCUCUCCUGAUCUCAGCCGCCAAACCAAGCUCCUCCACCAUCUGAAACGCGUUUAGCUGCUGCUCAGCGUAGAUCGGCCACGCCGCCGUGGGAACUCCGUGUCACAAACUCUCGAGGAUCGAGUUCCAUCCACAGUGAGUCACGAAUCCUCCUACGGCAGGAUUCUCUAGAACAGCGACUUGUGGGGCCCAACCGAUGAUCUUCCCGGUCUCAGCAGUCCGAUCAAGAAACCCUUCCGGGAGAACCUCCUCCAAGUUCGUGCAAUCCCCGGGAAUAGUUCCCGCCAUUAUCUCCUCCGGCGACACGAGGCGGAGCGACCAGAGAAACCGAUGGCCGGUUCUCUCGAGCGCCACGGCGAUUUCUCUGGUUUGUUCUUCGGUGAAGCCUCCCAUGCUCCCAAAGCAGAGGAACAGCACGGAUCUCGGCGGUUGCUCAUCUAGCCAACGCAAGAUCUCCGAUCCCUUCUCAUCAUCGGAAUCAUUUUUAAAACGCAGGAUGGGUCCCACCGCGUACAGCGGAGGAGUAUCCUGAUCCUCGCCGGAAAAAAACUUAAACGCCUGAGGUUCGAUAUCCGCCAAUGAAUUUACCAAAAUACCCUUUGUUCCUCUCAAAGUCUUUGCUCGGCGCAAAAGAUUAGGAAACCAUUCUUUGCUCAACAUCACAGACGGCAAGCACAUAGCCGGAAGACGCCGAGUCAGAGCAGGAACGUCUAACUCGGUGUCGGAAUCUCUCAAAUCCGUCACGUCAAAGUUUUCUUCGUCGUGAAGGUGUUGAACAUGGAGCAUUAGCCCGAGAUACGUAGCGUUGGAUGUGAAGUAGGUAUAAGCCGGGAUGCAUAACUCUGUGGCGAUAUCUAUCAUCGGCGUGCAGAACAUCUCCACCACAAUCGCAAGGCGACCUUGCGACACGCGGGCGAUUAUGCAGACGGUUCUUCUAACAGUCGAUUUGUGGCUCUCGAGGUAUGAUAUGUAGGUCUGAUCAGGGUCGUUACUCGAUUGAUCUCUGGUGGGGAGGAAGCAGUAGCGGAGACGGGAUCCGGACCGAGGGCAGGCGGAGGAGAUGUCACCGGAGGAAACGUUGCGCGCAGGGAUGACGAUGAUGAAGAUGGAUACGCGGUCGUCGUUGUCGACGAGAAGCUUUGCCAUUUCCGCCGUUGAUCGGAUGUGGCCGAUGCCAGGCGAAGGGAUGAACACAAGCUCGAUCAUGACGUUGACUUUUCGUUUCUCUGCUGUUCGAAUCCAAUUGGUGUGCUUGUUUUGAAAUCUUAUUCUAUGUUAUGGUACACUUGUUAACAAAAAAGAAUAAUAUGUCAUUAUUUAUGACUUUUUUGCAAAACAAAAUAUUCGAUUAAUAUGUGUC